AUGGAGACGAAUUUGGUGGAUAAAUUGAAGGAAACUGUAAAUUCCUUAAGAAGUUGGGAGGGGAGAUCAGGUCAGAAUUAUAAAAAACGUUUGGAUAGCUUAAGGAAGACGGUGGGAGCUGCUCAGAGUAGGAAUGAUGCUCAUGGGACGCAGAAUUUCAUGUCUCUAUCUAAAGAAUACCAUGACCUAUUGAGGGAUGAAGAAGUGUACUGGAAACAGCGAUCUAAAAGCUUUUGGUUGGCGGGUGGCGAUUCAAAUACGAGAUACUUCCAUAAUUAUGCUUCGGCGAGGCAAGGGACAAACCAUAUCAACAGGUUGAGGGAUGAAAAAGGUGAUUGGCAGUCCAAAAAACAUGAGAUCGAUGGGAUUAUUUUGAGGUAUUUCAAUGAACUAUUUUCUGAUUCUAGUUCGCCUAAUAUUGAUUUUAUUGAGGUCAGCUCGUGUGUGUCUCAAAUUGAUAAUGAUUGUAUGUUGAGUCCUAUCUCUAAUUUUGAAGUUCGAAAGGCGGUGUUUAGCAUGCACAAUGAUAAAUCGCCGGGUCCGGAUGGAUUUAAUCCGGCAUUUUACAAGUCAAAUUGGGGAGUAGUUGGUGGAGAUCUAGUCAAAUUAUGUAGAGACCUUUUUGCUAAUGCUUAUGAGAUUGGGCAUUAUCUGAGAUGUAAAAGGAGGGGUAAGUUUGGUAUGGCGGCUCUUAAGAUCGAUAUGAGCAAGGCGUAUGAUAGGGUGAGUAUUGGGGAAUGUAUAGGCACUGGUCCGAUUAUUCCCAGUAGAGGGCUGCGGUUUAAGUCUUUGUUAUCACAUGAGGAAAAGUUAGGAAAGCUCCACGGAGCAGUGAUUUGUAGAGAUGCACCUACGAUUAGUCACUUAUUUUUUGCAGAUGACUGCUUUUUAUUUUUCCGGGCUUCGGUGGAGGAAAUGCUGGUUGUGAAAAAUGUGUUAGAUUUCUAUGAAAACUUUUCGGGUCAAAAGGUAAAUUUUCAUAAGUCUAAUAUCAUUUUUAGUGCUAAUGUAGACCGAGAAUGUAAGGAGAGUAUUUGUUCGGUUAUGGAGGUGGUAAAGGAUUCGGAUAGCGGAAAAUAUUUAGGGCUCCCUUCCCUUGUGGGGCGGAAUAAAAACCAAAUCUUUGCUUUUAUCAAAGAUAGGGUUUGGAAUAAAGUAAAGGGAUGGAAUUCUAAAUUUCUUUCGAGAGGAGGAAAGGAAGUGUUGAUAAAGACGGUAGCUCAAUCAAUGCCUAACUAUGUGAUGAAUGUUUUUUUGAUUAAGAACGUAUGCUUAAUUCGUUUUGGUGGGGUAGAGAUCAAACGAAGAAGAAAGAAAUUUAGUGGUAUGGGUUUUAAGCGAGUCCGUGACUUUAACAUAGCAAUGCUGGCUAGGCAAGCUUGGAGAUUUCUUUCGAUGGAAAAUAAUUUAAUUGUGAAGGUUUUUAAGGCAAAAUAUUUUCCAGAAACUUCUUUUCUUGAGGCAAGCUUAAGAUCUAAUCCUAGUUACGUAUGGAGAAGUUUGUUUGAAUGUAAAUCGGUGAUGGAAAAAGGAGCUUGA
Molecule: messenger RNA, 1539 nt
Organism: Mercurialis annua (annual mercury)
Lineage: Eukaryota; Viridiplantae; Streptophyta; Magnoliopsida; Malpighiales; Euphorbiaceae
Exons: 5
Coding region: 1-1539 (512 amino acids)
Source: RefSeq, a predicted model, not a curated record